Molecule: messenger RNA, 1446 nt
Organism: Sander lucioperca (pikeperch)
Lineage: Eukaryota; Metazoa; Chordata; Actinopteri; Perciformes; Percidae
Product: gastrula zinc finger protein XlCGF49.1-like
Exons: 3
Coding region: 1-708 (235 amino acids)
Biological process (GO): regulation of transcription by RNA polymerase II
Cellular component (GO): nucleus
Molecular function (GO): DNA-binding transcription factor activity, RNA polymerase II-specific; RNA polymerase II transcription regulatory region sequence-specific DNA binding
Source: RefSeq, a predicted model, not a curated record
AUGGCGGACAGACCAGAGACUGAAGACCAGACUGGAGACUCUUCUGAACCUGAGGCUGAUGACAGUGCUGAUUGGAAGGAGACCAGAGAACCUCAGUCAGCUUUAAACUCUCUGAAACAUGAUUCAAGAUGUAAGAAACGAUUCAGCUGCUCUGAUUGUGGGAGAAUAUUUGGCCGCAAGCAACAUCUGAAGAGACACAUGAUAACGCACACAGGAGAGAAACCUUUCAGUUGCUCAGUUUGUAGGACAUCUUUUACACAGAGUGGAAGUUUAUGGAAGCACAUGGUAACUCACACAGGAGAGAAACCUUUCAGAUGCUCUGAGUGUGGGAGAAGGUUUGGCCAAAGGGGACAUCUGAAGAGACACAUGAGAACUCAUACAGGAGAAAAAGCUUUCAGCUGCUUAGUCUGUAAGAAAUAUUUUAGAGAGAAAGGAAAUUUAAAGGCACACAUGAGAAUCCACACAGGAGAGGAACCAUUUAGCUGCCCUGAGUGUGGAAAACGAUUUAGUCAAAACUCAAAUAUGAAGAGCCACAUGAGAACUCAUACAGGAGAAAAACCUUUCAGCUGCUCAGUCUGUAAGAAAUCUUUUAGACUGAGUAGCCAUUUAAAAUAUCACAUGAAACAACACACAGGAGAGGAACCGUCUACUUCCUGUGUAAGUGACAUCAGAAAGCAGCAGGAGUGGAGCUCCAGUGUGGACCAGUAGCAUCCAGAGACUCUCAGCCAGGUUGGAACUCUCUGAACCAUAGAAAUAAAUUGUCGGCAGAUCUACGACAUGAUAUGCUCCACUAAAGGCACAUUCAGCCCUAAUACAACGGCUCGACGUUUAAGCACAGCAAAUAAUACAACCGCUCCUCAAAAACAUGGAAAGAGCAAUGCUCAACCUCUGGGUAGUACACGCUGUCUCUGUGAAAUUAGUAACUCUGCCUACCGAGAGAACCCCUCCCACGCAGCUCCCUGCUCUACAAUGUUGAAUAUUUUUGGCUGCAUGCAUAAAAUAACUUCAAAAUAAACCAAAGACAGAUUGUUGUUAUUAUCAGUAGUGGCCCAUAGAGGGCGGCCCUUCUGGCAUUUGCCCAAAUUCCAGAUGGCCAGUCUGUAACUGGCUGGGUCUAACGUUAGUGGUCCGCUGACCCGUUGUCACUGGGUCUAACUGUCCCUCCACACUCACUGCAACUCUGAGAACAUGUCCCGAGUUGCGUUGGGCGGCUCUCCUCCCAAUGAGCUGCAACGCAAUUUACGGCCUCACUGACACGUAUUGUAACAAUGACAAGUUACAACAAUUGUCAUUUUGUUGUGUAUCAAUCAAAUGACCACGGGAAACAGUUCAAUGGCCUUUCUAUUCAUUUUAAUCUAUGCUCUGAAUGCUGUAAUCUGUAAACUGUGGACCUAGAGAUUGGCAUGGUUUUAUUUCAGUUAGCCUAAUAGCUGGUUUGAUUUGCAU